Messenger RNA from Scleropages formosus (Asian bonytongue), 2249 nucleotides. Its product is annotated as CMRF35-like molecule 9. The record is from RefSeq and is a predicted model, not a curated record. NCBI's taxonomy places the organism in Eukaryota, Metazoa, Chordata, Actinopteri, Osteoglossiformes, Osteoglossidae. Gene Ontology annotation, cellular component: plasma membrane. Gene Ontology annotation, molecular function: transmembrane signaling receptor activity. The coding region runs from base 211 to 1281 and encodes 356 amino acids. The transcript is spliced from 8 exons.
AGUUUAAUAAAUACAGGAAAAGUGAGCAGCAGAGAAACGGAAGUGGAGAGAAGAAGAAGAAUGCAGAGUGUGACUCAAUGUGAAGACCAGUUGAACACAGCGAUCAGAGCAAGAGAUUAACUGAAAAAACUACGUGAAGUGAAGGAUUCUGGGAGAUAUUUACUGUCUCUGAGAGGAUCCAUCUGGAGGUUCUGGACACCUAGGAGCAACAUGAAGAUCCUCACGGUCACCUUCUGUCUGCUACCAGCUCUUUGUUGCUCAGGAAAAAUGGAAGUGACUGGACAUGUAGGACAGGACGUCACUGUCCAGUGCUCUCACACUUUGGCACGAAGUAAUGGGAAGUACUUCUGUAAGGGACACUGUUCCAGAGAUGCUGAUGUUCUCAUUAAAAGUGAAUCUCAAAGCAAUAAGAAGAUCGGGAGGUUCUCACUGUAUGACAAUGGAACGGGAACCUUCUGGGUGACCAUCACUGGACUGAAGAAGACGGACACUGGGACAUACUGGUGUGCAGUGGAUCGGGCCAUUAGAGACACUUUCACAGAGGUGUCUCUAACGGUACUCGAUGCUCCUCAUCCUGGUUCUACACCAACCGUCACCCCCACAGCUCCUCAGUCCACAGCAGCCCCACCUGAAACCACUAGAUCCAGCCAGGUUGGAGGACAGACUACAGGUGUUGGUAAUGUGUCACAUGUGACAUUUUUGGAGGAGACAACAACAGUGGAAGAGCAACAACGUUCUUCAGCAAAAACCACAUCGUUAACAACCAGCACAGCAGCAACAAAGUCUUAUGAGCUGCUAUCUCUUGGGAGUGGGCUGGUCGCCAUAGUAAUGGUGUUGGCAUUGGCUGUGUGCAUUUUCGUGAAAGUUCAGCGCACAUCCAGGAAGUCAUUGGGAUCUGCUCCUUCCUGUCACAGGGUGCCAUCGGAUCCAGCGAGACCAGGGGAGAUUCCCCACACUGAGUACAACAAUAUUGAAAUCAACAAUUUGAACCAGCAGCCAGGUGGAGCCCCUGCCAUAUAUGAAGACCUUCCAGACACGCUGAACUAUUCCUCUGUCGAAUUUCUCCGAAGUCAAGAAUGUCCAACCUACUCCAGCAUCACCCGAACCAGAAAGGUCUGCGAAACGCCAGGAGAUGCCACCAGAAGCUCGAACUCAGUGCUGUACUCCACUGUCAACUUACCCCGAGAGCAACCAGACUCGGCGCUGUACUCCACUGUCAGCUUACCCCGAGAGCAACCAGACUCGGCGCUGUACUCCACUGUCAACUUACCAUCCAAUUAACAUCUUCUGCAUUUUUGCUGAUUUCAUCAGCAUUUCUUAUCACCACAAAGUGACACAUCAAAGUAGGUUAUUCAGGUAGAACAGCAAAGAUAAUUUGUGAAAAAGCUCCACUGCGGCUAAAGCCUGCACGAAAAGUGUAACCACAGGAAGAGGACCGUGGAGGACCAUGAGCUGAGAAAGUGUGUGCAGCAACCUGAUCUUACAUGAACGUAUGAGUGAGGUAAAUAAUUGCUCUUGGUGUGUGGAGAUGUGGGCCUGUGGUUUGCUUCCCUGCUUUCAAUGCGUGAAUUUAUACAAUUGAACACAAAUGGAAAGAGCUGAAAGGCCCCUCAGAAUAAAACAGUUUAUGACUUCCGGUGUGAGACGUGCCGGAGCGACAGUGCGGUCUUUCGCCAGCUGAGCGUCCAGAACCCGAGAGCCUUUACCUCCGAGCAAAGAAGGAAAGAGUGAAAACCUGACACACCGAAAGUGCCUGUUUUUCUUUUUGUUUUUUUGGGUGGGGGGCUCCAUUUUCAUAUUCAGACUCCUUGUCUUGGCCAUGUGGCUGAAAAAGGAAAGUAGAGAAGUAACUUAAACUGACACACUUCCUCCCACAUGUACUUUGAAGAUGCCGUUACACACAGCUGCAGCGCCGCUGUGCUGUUACUCUGUUCAGUUCAUAGUGUGUGCAUUGAUUUGUGAAUGAAACUUCACUUAUUACAACUUGUUCUCGGCUGUCUUUAAAAUGAGUGUUUCAUGUCUGAGGAGUCUUUUGCACGUUGCUAUAAAUAUUUGGAGGUUUGAACAGACAAUUGGUGCUCAGUUUCACACAGCGGUUGUUUGGUUGGUCUGUGCUGCUGUGGUCUGUCUUGUUGGAAUGGAGACUGAGUGGAGCUCCUCACCACGUUUCACCUCCCAACAUGGGCGCCCAAGGCCAGUCGAUCUUCACCAAUGUCCCUUUGUGGUGUAAAAAGGUAACUUUUGGUACA